Molecule: messenger RNA, 3299 nt
Organism: Sycon ciliatum
Lineage: Eukaryota; Metazoa; Porifera; Calcarea; Leucosolenida; Sycettidae
Exons: 13
Coding region: 476-2371 (631 amino acids)
Source: RefSeq, a predicted model, not a curated record
UGUAGAUAGCUGUGUGCCCGUAGUCGAGUCCGCUCUAGCGUGAACAUUGACAGUUGGGAUUGGCCAUAAAAAUGAGCACGACCACAAGGAUUCUUUGCUGAUGGCCCGUUUCACUGCGGCAAUAAGGUUGCUGAUCUCGCUCGCUACCUUACCGUCGACUGGGCAUGGCCAUGAAGAUGUGAGGUAGCAUACAGAGAUUGCGCAGAGCAGUGGAAGUGAGAUCGCCAGGCGUAUCCGGUCGCAGCCGGUCUCGCAUGCGGAAAUGGCAGAAUUUGCUUCCAGAAAGCUAGCAAGGUACUCUUUUGAGACGGUUUCCGCUAUUACCCUUCUCCUGUUGUUGCACGUCUUGCGAGUACCGGUAUGUUCGGAGAUACUGGAACAGCAUGAGGAAUGUCUGAUAGAUCGCACGGUGGACUUUGCCCACUGGUAGCGAAGUGGAUAUCUCCAGUCUCAGGCAAGAGCUGCAACGGGAUGGAUGCUAACGGAUGCCAAUGACAUACGAUCAGGUACCCAGCUCUUGAUUCGGACCAACACAAGUGAUGAGUUUCCACUGCCUGCGCAGGGUCCUGUCGGUGAUCCAGAGACGUGUAGACUAGAAAUACGUGCUAAUUGUCGUGGACAGUGCAAUGGCAGUCUGCGGGUGUUCCUUGUCCCCUUGACCAAUCACACAUUACCCAUACUGCUGGGAGAGCACAGUAACUGGUCAUCGGCACACCAACGCACCGUCAGUCUUAUGCUACCCAUCACCGCCAGCUAUGCAUUUCACAUCGUGGUGCAUUGGGAAGCCACAUCGAACGUUACCGGAACUCUUGAGGUCGAGCUGAUACGAUCGUCCAUCGGCUGCUGUCCAGGCUGGCUGCUUUGUAACGACUAUCAAUGGCUCAUGUUGAGACACACAUCUGGAAUAACAUGGCAACACGCAGAGGAGACGUGUCGUUCAUAUGGCGGUCAUCUAGCUACCUACGGGCGAAACCCAAACGACCGGGAGUGUCUAGACCGCGUUGCCUUGACGACCGUUGAGAAAUUCUACAUAGGCGCCCAGGCCAGGUUCGAGGGCAGGUCAUUUAAGUGGGUUGGGGAUAACAAUGCAGUUGCGGACUCACUGGUACACCUGUCACCGACUGGUCCACACUGCACGGCAUGGACGAUAUCCAAUAGUUCUGCAGUUGUCACACCAUGCCAAAGCCCAGCUUCUCAGCACUAUCUGUGCAGACGGCAUCGCAGUCGAACGGUCUACACGCUGAGCACACAUUGCGCAGAGCGCCGGUUCCUGUACAUCCCAAUAGCGUUCGGCUGGACAGAUGCCGUCUCGCAGUGCACUGCACUGAAUAUGUCCCUGCUGGACAUAAGCCACGACGAAUCAGUACAAUGCACAACCAGCAUGCUAACCAUUCGUCCAGCCCUGCUGCAAAUCGGAUUCUUCGUCCGUCGCAGUCCUCCUGGAUCCUCCAAGGAUUACUCCGGUGAUGUCGAAUGCCGGGCAGUAAACUUCACAACGAACGGUAACGUGUUCAGUGCAAUACAGGAUGCAGAGCUAUGUAAUCGUUGGUUACCGGCUGUAUGUGAAACACGCUUGGAGCGGAUCACAGACAGCUCUUCUGCGACUAGAGUUGCAUCUGCUAGCAUCAGCUCCACCUCAUCUCAUCCGCCAACCAUGCCCGGCUCUCAACCGUCUGCAUACUCAACCCCACCAGUUACUUCAAGAGCACAAAUAAACACAGUGUUACCCACUAUUAGUUCAGCAAACCAGGAAAGUUCUGGACCGGCUCAAAUCAGCACCGGCAUAACUUCAAGACCGGCCACCACUUCUAUCCAGUCUCCAACCACAAACCUAGUAUCCCGUGAGACUCGACAAGGCUCAACGACAGCACUUGCGUUGGUCAUAGCAAGCGUUCUCGUGUUCAUGGUGGUCUUCGCCUGGGUUGUCGCCACUAUUCUUCGUGCGCACAUGCCAGUAAAGGACAAGAAACGGUCAGGAGAAGUUCCAGUGAGGUCAAAGAGAAUAAUAUGCGGUGCAGCCAUGUUGUCAGAAACCUCAGAGGACAGCAUGCAUUACCACAGUGUUAGCGUGGUAACACAAUCGACAAAGUCCUCAAAGUCAAUCACUCCAUGCAUCGUUCCUUCAGACUACCUCGUACCGGAUGACACGGUCUCCCCAGCAUCCAGUACAAGAUCUGUGAACGCGACUCGCUCCGGGACAUGCUCAAGUCCGGUGUUUACGCAGUCUAUGAUGACACAAACUACUGAGGCCAAUGCUGGGCCCAUUGUCCCGCAACCAGACGAGAUCAACGUCUAUGCAGCACUUCAAACAAGUGCUGGGACAGCUCCUUCGUGUGUUGCAACUACAGACUACAGCGGACAUGGAGACUGACACAUAGCACCAGCAAUCUACUGCAUAGAGAAGGAGCGCCGUUGACCAGCAUAUGAACCUGUGCAAGGCGAUACAGUAAGCAAGGAUGAAGAUAUCAGCAGUGUCGACGCUGAGCGCUAUUAUGGCUCUUUCCUUCACGCGAAUCGCCAUGGCAAACGGAUAACGCACAGAGGCUUGACAUUGAUCCCUGUCGGAAAUAACUACUUCGAACUAAAACACUUCUUCGCCGAAGUAUGAGUUCAGUGAAGGCUUUACGGUCAUACAUGAGCUUUGUUCGUGGACAUUGUUCUCACCAGUCAAGCUGAAAAUGGACCGUUGUCCGUUGGCAACUUUUGAAAUGUUCUUCACACCAUGUACCGUACCAGUGCAGUGCAGCUACUGCAAAGACCUGCAUAAUCAAGUGAAGUCAGCAGUGCAAAGACAGUCCGCAUGAUUUCACAUAAUAAUAAUAAUUAUUAUCGCUGGUCAUUGAUGUGGUGCAUGAUUGUGGUGUCUGCACGUUUGUGCUCAAUUACAGGCUCGGAUCCAGGGUUGCAAAACAUGGCGUAGGUUAGGAGAGUUUCCCUUUGCGCACUUGGCCCAAUGUGCAGAUUCUGUCAUAGAGUCUCUCCCCCCCAGCAGACUUUCCUAUUGUCUAGACUGCUUGUACAUGGUAUUUGGUCAACAUCCUAUUCUUGACUCUCGCGACCUUGACUUCCCCUCUUCCGUGUUUCGGACACAUCUGUGCUUUUGGUUAAAGGUACCGGUAUUUGAAUUCUGAGCGCAGCCUCCACUGCAGCCAAUUCAUGUUUUAACCUUCGUCCAAAAUACUGUCUGAACUGCAAUAAUUAUGGCAUAAUUUCUUUUUCUUUUUAGAAAGAUUUGGCAAUAGAAUAAAUAUGGUGUUGCCAACUUUGGUGCUGAGGACAUUUCAACAACAAGAACAUAA